Messenger RNA from Lecanosticta acicola, 1630 nucleotides. The record is from the annotation of a GenBank genome assembly. Lineage: Eukaryota; Fungi; Ascomycota; Dothideomycetes; Mycosphaerellales; Mycosphaerellaceae.
AUGGUCUCAAUCAGCUCUGGCGGUACCAAUGGGGAUUGUUCGGGACCCAGAAAGCAAGUUAUCCUGAACGCUUUUGCAAUGUCCAGUAGGUAGACCCGGGCUCUUUGUGAGUAGCAACAGCGAGCAGGGAGAGCUAACUACGGCGAUCAGCCAUCGGCCAUAUGUCCCCAGGCCAAUGGAAGGAUCCCAAGGACCGCAGCGCAGAGUCCAGAAAGCUCUCGUACUGGACAGACCUCGCCAAGAUCCUGGAAAAGGGCGACAUCACAGCUUUGUUCCUUGCAGACACUACCGGAUAUUAUGAGACCUAUGAAGGCAAAGCAGACGAAUGCGUACGCCGAGCAGCCCAAUUCCCGGUCACGGAUCCAACAAUACCGAUAUCCGCAAUGGCAGCUGUGACAAAGAAUCUCGGGUUUGGUGUCACUGCCUCGACUACAUUCGAGCCGCCCUUCUUGCUGGCCAAGAAAUUCUCCACGCUGGACCACAUGACGGACGGUAGGGUUGCCUGGAAUAUCGUCACAUCGUACAAGAAAUCUGCCUUCAAGGCUGUCGGCAUCGAUUCGCCAAUCGAGCACGGCGAGAGAUGUAAGCACUGCGGCAAAGACCACGGUGCGGCUACUUCGGCUGACCAAUUCCAGAUGCGCAGGCGGAUGAGUACAUGGAAGUCGUGUACAAGCUGUGGGAGUCAUCGUGGAGUGACAGAUCGAAGCUAGCAAGACCCGAGACUGACGAGUACUGGGAUCCGAGCGAGAUUCGCGAGAUCAACCACCAUGGAAAGUACUACAACAUCGACACCAGACACAUCGUGGAUCCUUCGCCACAGCGAACGCCCUUUUUGUUUCAAGCCGGGACCUCGCCGGCAGGAUCUGCGUUUUCUGCGAAACACGCCGAGGCGAUCUUCGUCCAAGGAACUUCUCCAGAGACCUUGAAACCCAAAAUUGACACCAUUCGAGAAAUUGCAGCAAAGCAGGGCCGUGACCCAGCUUCUGUGAAGUUCUUAUGCACCUUUACCCCAAUCCUUGGCAGGACGGAUGAGGAGGCUCGGGAGAAGUUCCAGAAGCUCAGGCAAACAGCAUCGACCAUCGGCGGGCUGGUACUGUUCUCCGGCUGGACGGGCAUAGAUAUCUCGAAGAUCCCGCUCGAUCGAAAGAUCACCGAAGAAGAUUCAACGGAGGCAAGCAAGGUGACCUCGGCGAUGAAGUCGUUCACAACAUCAAGCAAGGCAGUUCCGGAGCUGACUCCUCGUGUCGUCGCCGAGAAGGCAGCGAUUGGCGGCAUGAGUCCACUUACAGUGGGCACACCCUCUGCGGUGGCAGAUGAGAUGGAACGCUGGAUGGUAGAUGCGGGAGUCGAUGGCUUCAAUAUUACAUAUGUCAGCAUGCCGGGGACAUUUGAGGAUGUUGUCGAGCUCUUGGUUCCCGAACUGCGUCGCCGUGGUUUAUAUCCGGAGAAAGGAACGCAAGAUGGCUUGACUUUGAGAGAGAAAACAUAUGGCAGGGGCCAAUCGAAGCUGCGAGACGAUCAUGCCGGCAGCGCAUACAAGUACGAUUCCUUUUGGAAGAAGCAGCCAGCAUCGGCGACGAAUGGGGCGGCGCAGCCCAUUCCGGAAUGGGCCUUGGAAGGGAUGCGUUAA